Messenger RNA from Desarmillaria tabescens, 1028 nucleotides. RefSeq lists its product as uncharacterized. The coding region runs from base 201 to 1028 and encodes 275 amino acids. The record is from RefSeq and is a predicted model, not a curated record. NCBI's taxonomy places the organism in Eukaryota, Fungi, Basidiomycota, Agaricomycetes, Agaricales, Physalacriaceae. The transcript is spliced from 6 exons.
AUUUGAAUACAAUUCGAAAACGACAUAGCGAAGCGGGAAGCCAUCUCAAUCUGAUAUCCAUUAGAUCAUCUGAAAGACUUAAAACCGUCGCUAAAACUAAAUAUCAUAUCUAAGAGAAAAAACUUGCACGAGUUUGAAUCCCUGUAAACAGUUUCAACCAAUCGGAACUGGCAUCUCAUCUCAUCUCGUCAUUGCACGGCAUGGUACCUUCAGGCACGCCGGACGCAAGGAUACAAAUAACAGUCUUACGUCAUUCAAUGGCCCCUAACCAUUGCCUCCAAGUGCCAAACAUUGAUGCGAAAAGGCAAUCUUUCACGAUGACCGACGAGCUAAUAAUCGACUUUACCAAACCAAAUCACCGUUUAAAUACAAACCGCUCCAACAUCCCACUCGGGUGGAGCUGCGACUGGGCCAGAUUCGAAGGUAGUGAUUUGCUAGCACCCUGCAUCAAUGGACGCAUCAGAGAAAACGCUAUAUUGGAAGGAUAUUAUAGCAUCUUUGGCGAAAUAUUCUUCGUCAUGUACAAGAUGUGGCAACGACACGGGGCAAUAUUACUUGUUCAACCUCGACAUGGACAAUCUUUACAAGUUCACAGAAGAUAUCCGACGCUGGAGGCGUUUAUGGAACGAGCCGCGCUUUGGAUCAAUGGCGACGCGCAGAUCUAUUCGGUGACCCCGUUUGCAGCUGUGGAGACAAAGCCAGGGCCAAUCCCGCCCAAAGAGUUGGAAGAUGCAUGGGAUCUCGAGGAGGAGGCGAUCCGCACAUAUUUCAAUGUCGAGCUAGAAGGAAUCUACGAUAUUCCUCGUGGCACCUUCAAAGCCAUCAUGUUCUAUCACGACCUCAUGGUCUUCCUUUGUUCAGGGCGAUUUUACGUCUGGGAGCUCGCCGUCUGUUCCACCGACACUUGUGGUAAAGAAGAUAAAGAAGCGGAAUGGUACAGGCUUAUGGGCAUGAAGGAUUAUGAGAGUGGAGAUGACGAUGAGGGCAAAAUUGAGCUCGGAGAGUCAAGGCGUUCUUUGACGGAGUAG